AUGGUGCAAUCAAAGAAGUUCAGAGGUGUCAGACAGCGUCAUUGGGGCUCAUGGGUUUCUGAGAUUCGCCAUCCUUUAUUGAAAAGAAGGGUGUGGCUAGGGACGUUUGAUACUGCAGAAGAAGCCGCACGAGCAUACGAUGAAGCAGCCAUUUUGAUGAGCGGUAGAAACGCCAAAACAAACUUCCCAGUGGCCGCCAAUAACAACAAUAACAAUCAAAAUCACCAUUCUUCAUCUUCUUCGUCCUCCUCCUCAUCUUUUUCUGAAGCUCUCAGUGCAAAGCUUCGGAAGUGCUGUAAAUCCCCAUCGCCAUCUCUUACUUGCCUGAGGCUGGACACAGAGAACUGCCACAUAGGAGUGUGGCAGAAGCGAGCAGGGCCUCGCUCUGACUCCAACUGGGUCAUGAUGGUGGAACUGGAAAGGAAGAAACUUGAAGGCUCAGAGAUGACGAGGGAGUCGCCGGCGCCGGAGACGGAGGAGGAAGAGAAGGUGAAACCAGAAGAAGAAAACAGUGAGCUGGACGAGGAACAGAAGAUGGCGUUGCAGAUGAUAGAAGAACUCCUUAAUAGGAAUUGAAAGCUCUGUUUCUUUCAUCGAUCGUCAAUGUCAAUGUGGGGCUUCGAAUAAUUAAACCUUUUCAUUUAUAUAGGACUCGGAAGCUCGUGCUUUCAUAUUCAUAUAACCAAAUGCUUCUCUUCCGUUUUUAUUAUUGUUGUUUUUAUUUUAGAAAAAUUAAUUUGAUGGCAAAUAUUUAAGGUUAUUAUCACGUAACUUUGCAAGUGUAGUGUCCUUUUCUUUUGUAUGUUUCUGUUAGUUGAAGAAUGGAAAAUUUGGUUGUAUCAAGAUUUAAUGUUAGUGUGAAAUGAAUAUAUCUC
Neltuma alba is the source of this 875-nucleotide messenger RNA. Its product is annotated as ethylene-responsive transcription factor WIN1-like. Gene Ontology annotation, biological process: regulation of DNA-templated transcription. The coding region runs from base 1 to 576 and encodes 191 amino acids. Lineage: Eukaryota; Viridiplantae; Streptophyta; Magnoliopsida; Fabales; Fabaceae. The transcript has 2 exons. Gene Ontology annotation, molecular function: DNA-binding transcription factor activity; DNA binding. The record is from RefSeq and is a predicted model, not a curated record.